This is a messenger RNA of Myripristis murdjan (pinecone soldierfish), 1604 nucleotides long. It is a transcript of the gene ndr2, whose product is annotated as nodal-related 2. Gene Ontology annotation, molecular function: cytokine activity; growth factor activity. Gene Ontology annotation, cellular component: extracellular region. Bases 7 to 1206 code for a protein of 399 amino acids. The transcript has 3 exons. Lineage: Eukaryota; Metazoa; Chordata; Actinopteri; Holocentriformes; Holocentridae. The record is from RefSeq and is a predicted model, not a curated record.
UGCAACAUGCGCUCAUUGGGAGCUCUGGGAGUAGCGCUGCACGCAUCUCUGCUCGUCCUGCUGGCUCAGGGGAUUCAGAGGGCGAGGGAUGGAGUUUACAUCAGGCCGCAGCUUCGUUUCCCCAUCUUGAACCGCUCAACCGGAUACCACCUGCCUACCUACAUGAUGCACCUCUACAGGAAUUUCAAGUCUAAUCUGUCCCGGCCUAUGGAUGCGAUGGAGCAAGCUGCUGCGACCCAAGCAGACACCGUCAAGAGUGUGAUGGCUAAAAGUCUGACAUACAGACAGAGGCAAUGGGUUGCAACCUUUGACCUCCAGGCCCUGCUGGCCGACAAGCAGAUCCAGUCUGCAGAGCUAAGGAUCCGGAUUCCAAGGACGAGUGUUUCCAACAUCACGGUGGCAGUCUAUCAUCAACAUGACCAAGCAUGUCAUAUGCACAGGAGCUGCCAAGAGGAGCAGCUGGUGGGCCUGCUCACUGCAUCCUCGCUGGUCACCUCAUCACAAAACUGGAGGGUGUUCAACAUGACCAGACCUCUCCUGAGGUGGCUCAGAGAAAAACAGACGGCGAGAAUUCGACGUAAAAGGAUGUCAAGAAAGAGGAAUGCAGACAAGACAAAAAGAGGCCUGUUUCUUCCUGAUCCUCCUAUCUACGUGGCCAGUCCAAGAAGAGAGCAGAGUAUGAGUGACAGGGCCCUGCUGGUUGUCUUUUCACACACAGCAUCCGACGAAAACUCAAAGGCCAAAGCAAGCCUGCUGCAUACAGCUGAGCAAUCCAAGUUCUUGUCCCCUGCUGAAAUUAAAAAGCCUCGGCGGCCAAAGAGGCACAGGAGCAAACGGGGCCAGAGAGAGCAAACGAUGAGAGGCCCGCAGGUGUCCAAGAGAGGGAACGAAAAAUCUCUCUGUCGCAGAGUGGACUUGCAUGUAGACUUUAACCAAAUUGGCUGGGGAUCAUGGAUCAUCUUCCCUAAAAGAUAUAACGCCUAUCGCUGCGAAGGUACUUGUCCGAGUCCUCUUGGAGAAGACCUGAAUCCAACGAAUCAUGCUUACAUGCAGAGUUUACUGAAACAUUACCACCCUGACAGAGUUUCAUCACCCUGCUGUGCCCCAACCAAAAUGAGCCCAUUAAGCAUGCUGUACUAUGAGAACGGGGAGAUGCUCCUUCGACAUCACGAGGACAUGAUUGUGGAUGAGUGUGGCUGCCAAUGACCUCCUACAGAUCUGUGGCGCUGAGGAUGACAGCUGCCCACUUUGGGAAACGAAGAAAACAACACUUAGCCCUGGCUGGAGUCUUGGCCAGAGGGAAAAAAGCUCUUUGAUAAUUGUCACUGUGCACUCUAACAGGACUGAAAUAGAUUGAUGUGCAGAGAUAAAGCUUUUAAUCUGUGAUGUGAACUAUGGUUUGCCGAGAGAUUUUUUUUUUUUACUUCAAAACAUGCCAAAAAACAAACUUGUGUUGCCUUUGAAUUGUGUUCAGUUAUCACAGUCUAAGUUAAAAGUUUGCUCCCCUUUAUCCACUUUACCCAUUUCAUCUAUGUAAACUUAUUAACAUGAAAUUCUAUUGUUCAUUAUUCCAGCACUGUUUCUAUUGUACACUAUGCAUUCAU